This is a messenger RNA of Ambispora leptoticha, 1635 nucleotides long. NCBI's taxonomy places the organism in Eukaryota, Fungi, Glomeromycota, Glomeromycetes, Archaeosporales, Ambisporaceae. The record is from the annotation of a GenBank genome assembly.
AUGAGUAAUAAUCAGGGAAAAAUUCAAAAAAAAAAUAUAAAUAAUCAUGGCGUGAAUGAGCAGAACGGAACAGGACGCUCCGACCGUGAAAACGAGCAAUUACAAUCCUCCCGUGAAAAUAAAAGCGGCCACGAAUAUAAAAAAGACCCUGACCCAAAUAAGUUUCCAAUUGCUGCUCAAUCUGCUGAAAUUUCUGCUGAGGUGAAACAUCUUAUGGAGGAAAAUUCAGAAUUACGUCAAUUUAAUCAAAAGAUUAAAGGAGAUUUUAAUGAAUUUCGUAAAACUUGUGAACGGACGAUUAACGAUAAAAUCCAGACGAUAAACGAUCAAAACCAGACGAUUAACGAACAAAACCAGACGAUUAACGAUCACCUUCAGACGAUUAACUAUCAAAGAUCUGAAUUCUCAAAAGCUUAUCAGGCGCUUCAAAACGAUCACAACGGUCUAAAAGCUUUAUAUACCAAAGAAGACAAGGAAUGGAAAAAAGAGAAGAAAGCAUUCAACCAAGAAAUUUCUGAACUCCAACAGAAAAACAAUGACUUGGAAUCUAUGAUAGAAAGGUUUAAUGAAGCGUAUAAAAAGUUAGCUAUCGAGCUAAACAAUAAAGACACAUCGUAUCAAACCCAAAAUCGAAACUGGGAAAUCGAGCGUUUGAAGAACAAAGAAACAACCGAAAAUCUUCAAAACGAAGUCAUUUCUUUAAAAGCGGAAGCGGCUCAAUUUCAAUCGGCUCUUGGGAACGCUAGAAAUGUUCGUUGGGAUGAUGAAGAUGUAAAUAAUUCCGUCAACCUUAAUAAAGAUAUCAAGGCACUUCAAAAUUCUUUACGUGAAUUUACCCAACUGAAAGGCAAGGCAUACAUCGUAAAAGAAAGUGGUGUAAAGCAACUCUUUAACAAAUAUAAUUCAAAAGCGAAUAUUGAACAUAAACCAUCGAUAAGUGCCGCUUUGCAACGAUUGACUAUUGAAACUAUCCUUAACGACUAUGCUAAAUAUAUAAAUACACGUAGCUCAACAAAAUCUAAUGCAGAAGAUAAUUCAUUGGAACGUCAACUCUUAAUCUAUAAUGAAACAAUUACAAAAAUCAUUGAAAAUUUUGCUGAAACUCGUGCUAAAAAUGAUGAAAUGGUUAGAAUAACUGGAAUCAAAAUUCGCCAAGCAGUUUACGCGAUGUUAGGAAAUAGUGGUUUCGGGAAAAAAAACCACAAAUUUGUCGCCGAUACAAAAUAUAAUCUCCUCGAUACAUUGAUGAAUUAUCGAACAAUCGUAACUCAUGAGAAACGUAAAGAACAAGAUGAACGCGCGGGAGAUAUUACACUUAGUGUUACUCGUAUUUUCAAGUUUCGUCUUUUGGCCCAGGAACCGAUUGCUACUUUUCGGUGGUUCGAAAAUGGAGAUCAAUUAAAUGAAACCUUGAUGGAAUGGGUUUCGAACGGUGAAGAUGAUUCGGACAUGGUUGUCGAUAUCUGUGCGUUUCCAGCAAUCGGUGUCAACCUUGAUGAUCCCAAUAAAUGGCAAAUCUAUAUGAGAGCCAAGGUAGUAAUUUGCAAUAAAUCAGAGGUUUCUCAAGAAAAAAAUGAAGGUUUACUUGGCAAAUUGAUUUCGUAUUCCAGUGCGGUGAAAAAAUCUAUAUUCUAA